Molecule: messenger RNA, 7305 nt
Organism: Felis catus (domestic cat)
Lineage: Eukaryota; Metazoa; Chordata; Mammalia; Carnivora; Felidae
Gene: WDR37
Product: WD repeat domain 37
Exons: 16
Coding region: 778-2574 (598 amino acids)
Cellular component (GO): preribosome, large subunit precursor
Molecular function (GO): protein binding
Source: RefSeq, a predicted model, not a curated record
AAAAAAAAUACUAAGCACGGUUAAACAUCGAGUUACUGCAGUUCCAUUCCUGUGGGUGUACACAGAGAAAUGAAAACACAAAUGCACACAAAACCUACACGUUAUCAUUUAUAGUGGCAUUAUUCAUAAUAACCCGCAAAUGGAAACAACCAAAUGUCCGUCAACUGUUAAUAAGAUGUGGUGUGUCUGUACAGUGGAAUAUUUGGCAAUAAAAAGGAAUAAAUUACCAACACAUGCUAUAACAUGGGUGGACCUUGGCUAAGUGAAAAAAGCUAAUCAUGAUAGAUUAGGCCACAUAUUGUAGGAACCCAUUUAUAUGAAAUGGACAGAACAGGCCAAUUUAUGUACAAAGUAGAUUAGUGGUUGCCCAGGGCUGAAUGUGGGGAAUGAAUUAUAUGAUGUGUGAGUUAAUAUCUCAAAAAUUUUUUAAAAAACUAAACAUACAUUGAUCAUAUGUCCCAGAAAUCUCACUCGUGGACAUUUAUCCAAAAGAAAUGGAAACUUACAUUCACACAAAAACCUGUAUGUUAUUGUUCAUAGUAGCUUUAUUUAUAAUAGUAAGAAACUGGAAAGAACUAAAUUUUUUUUUGAAACAGAUGAAUGGUUGGUUACAUUAUAGUACCUCCGUGCUGUGGAAUACUACCCAGCAAUCAGAAGGAAGUAACAGUUGGUACAGGUAACAACUUGCAUGGAUCUCCAGAGCAUGAAGCUCAAAACUUGAAGAGGCACAUACUCUGCUUGUGUUCCUAGGACAUUCUCAAAUGACAGAGGAGAUGGAUGGCUGUGCGGGAGAGCUUGAGAAAAAAGUGGACACGUGGAACCUUUCUUACAAACUUAUUGCAGGAGCGACUGGGACAUCACCUUCUAGAAGUAAUGCCCACAGAAAGCGGGAGUUGCUCCACUGCUCGCCAAGCAAAACAGAAACGCAAAUCUCAUAGCCUUUCUAUACGAAGAACGAACAGCUCGGAGCAGGAGAGGACGGGUCUGCCAAGAGAAAUGUUAGAAGGACAAGAUUCUAAGCUGCCUUCCUCGGUUCGCAGUACACUUUUGGAGCUGUUUGGUCAAAUAGAGAGAGAGUUUGAAAACCUUUACAUUGAGAACUUAGAAUUGCGUAGGGAGAUUGAGACUCUUAAUGAACGUUUAGCUGCCGAAGGACAAGCAAUCGAUGGGGCGGAACUGAGUAAGGGCCAGCUCAAAACAAAAGCCAGCCACAGCACCAGCCAGCUUUCUCAGAAGCUGAAGACCACUUACAAGGCCUCCACCAGCAAGAUCGUCUCCAGCUUCAAGACCACCACGUCGAGGGCCGUGUGCCAGCUCGUGAAGGAGUACAUUGGCCACAGGGAUGGCAUCUGGGACGUCAGCGUGGCGAGGACACAGCCCGUGGUGCUGGGCACCGCGUCUGCCGAUCACACGGCCCUGCUGUGGAGCAUAGAGACAGGGCGGUGCCUCGUCAAGUACUCAGGCCACGUGGGGUCAGUAAAUUCUAUCAAGUUUCAUCCAUCAGAGCAGUUGGCUCUUACUGCUUCUGGAGAUCAGACCGCCCACAUUUGGAGAUACGCCGUCCAGCUGCCAACGCCCCAGCCUGUUGCUGACACCACUCAGCAGAUAUGUGGCGAAGAUGAAGUGGAGUGCUCCGAUAAAGACGAGCCUGAUGUUGACGCGGAUGUGUCCAGUGACUGUCCUACCAUCCGGGUGCCGCUGACAUCUCUUAAGAGCCACCAGGGAGUGGUCAUAGCCGCUGACUGGCUGGUUGGGGGGAAGCAGGCCGUGACGGCCUCCUGGGACAGAACGGCGAAUCUGUUUGACGUGGAGACGGCGGAACUCGUUCACUCUCUAACAGGGCAUGACCAGGAGCUAACGCACUGUUGCACACACCCCACCCAGCGGCUUGUGGUGACCUCCUCCCGGGACACGACUUUCCGUCUUUGGGAUUUCAGGGACCCUUCCAUCCACUCCGUGAAUGUCUUCCAGGGCCAUACGGACACCGUGACCUCGGCCGUGUUCACCGUGGGAGAUAAUGUUGUUUCGGGCAGCGAUGACCGCACCGUGAAGGUCUGGGAUUUAAGGAAUAUGAGAUCCCCCAUUGCGACUAUUCGCACAGACUCUGCCAUCAACAGGAUCAAUGUAUGUGUCGGCCAGAAGAUAAUCGCCCUCCCACACGACAACCGGCAAGUGAGGCUGUUCGACAUGUCGGGCGUGCGGCUGGCGCGGCUCCCCCGUAGCAGCCGGCAGGUGCGAACAUCGGCCCGGCUUUGCUGUUCCCUGGACGUGCGUUUACUAGCCUGGAUUCUCUUUUUCUCUACAAAUUGGACAGAAGUGGUUUCAUGGAAGUUUGCCGGACAGACGGGGAGAUUCGUCCUGAGACCUCGUAUCCAUCCAAGGUCUGAGGCCGCACAGGGUGGUGUCCGGGUCCAGACAAGCUGGUGGAGCCUGGGGAGGAGACAGCAGCCCUUCCUGUGUUGUUUAAGGCACAAACAGACAAGGUGCCUGUGGGUCCUGGGAACACACAUUUGUCUGGUGUUAUGUCCAGAUGAGUGUGCUGUCUUGUUUUGGCUUCUUUGUUUUGCCCUCUGAGGUUGACAGCCAGGGACUCCCUGGCUGCCAGGGGCUCGUUGGUCCGGGUGACCACACGCUGCCCCUUCCCUGUGUCUUCUCCGUAACUAGCCUGGUCCGCAGUCUCAGUGAACCGCUCGGGGCCCAGCUCAUCCUGCUGGUCCUGCGCUGCUCGCGUCCUCUGUCUCGGGCUCCUUGAGGACCUGCCGUGUGACCUCUGUGCCCGGAGGCACCAAGAGGGAGUGUGCUGGUGUUUGCUCUGAGGUACGCCCGUCAGCAGCCCGUUUUAACGCAGCUGGGCCUGUGCCCCGACGACACCCCUGGACCGGGCGGCCUCCCCUCUGGCCUCUACACACAGCAGUAGGAAGGCAGGAUGAAUUCGUCAGGACGCUGCGUGUUCGCUCUUUUGCUUCUGCACCUGGGGAGUUUCUCCCAUCAGCUCGACGUCAUGUUCGCAAUGUGCUGUGUAACAAGUGGCUUGUCCCAGGCAGGGUCACAGAGAAGGUCACGCAGGGGCGCACCUGUGUCCCCACCUGAUUUCCGUGUGCGGGUGUGGGGUCCCGUCGAGCGAGGGGCACGGCGCGUUUCUGGACAUGCCCCUUCUGUUGUCUGUCAGUUGGUAUGUCCACGUGAACAGCUCCGUGCCUGCAGCGGAGAUCCUGACGGAGACCCCUCUUCUUGUACAGACGGGAGCACAGACGAAUCCCAGAGGGAAGCCGGCGAAGGGGCAGCCGUGUCUGCGUGAUGCCACCCGCUCGUGGGUUCUUGAGCGGAAGAAGCCGGGUGCGGUGCUGACCUGACGUUCGAGGCCCAAGAGACAAAAUGUGUGUGUUAGAGACAGAGAGGCAGAGGCAGGGAGAGGGUGAGAGAGACAGAGGCAGAGACAGACGGAGGUGGAGACACACACAGGCAGGGGCGUCUGGACCGGGCAGGCUGGGUGGGCGGUGCUGAGGCACAGGGACAGGACUGGAGAAGCAGUCUAAGGACAGGACGGACAUUUAUUUGGCCCUGGAUGGUUGGCUUCUUGUUAAUCUCUCCCAGCUCCUGGCACGCUCUUGGAGGCUUUUUGUUUGUUUAGCGUUUAGUAAGGACGCGAUAUUUUUCCAAUUGAGAGGUCGUGCAGAUAACCACGACGGAAAAAGGUAAUCGGAACUCGAGCAGAAAUUGAACAUCGGCAAGAACCAGGCGGAGACCUCAUUUUAAAGAUGAGGGUGUGGAGACUCAGAGAUUCACGACUUUGGCCAUAAUCCGUAAGUGUCAGGAUUAGGGUGUGGACACAGCACUCAGGGUCGUCGGCAUUUUUCGCUGUCCUUCACUGAGGCACCCGCAGCAUGAGCAUUACGCCACAGGCCUCUCCCUUCUCGACACACGUGUCCGGGCAGACGCUCACCGCUCACACGCUAGGCGCUAGAAUCCAGCUGUCACCUUGCGUCCAGAAGACGGGCCUUAUGCUAGUGACACAGAAGCAUAAACAAGCUCAGGAGUUGUAACUUGAAGACAGGGGUUUGCACACCAUGCGGGGAGGACGCGAUUCCCAGACCUCCCCUCCUCACGGCUGUCCAGUGUGUCAGGCACCAUAGCAGGUGCACAGGAUACAUCUCACUGUUGUCCUGUGAAAGACUGACAACGUGAGAGGCUUACACAGGACAGGACGUGGGCUGUCCAUGCACGUUUGUUGGGUGGGACGCGGGGCCACGGUGUUGGAGGGAGAGCUUGGGGAGGAGGGGACGGGGCAGCCCUUGGCAGGAUGACAGACAGAGUCAAGUCACCGAAGGUCCUAGAGGAACGGGGCAGUCGAGGGGAGUUCAGUGACGGCACCAUAUGUGGCACGUGCAAAGGGUUGAGGGAAACUCGGGAAGGAGGGCUGUGUGGACCUGGUGAGUGGCUGCCACCGAGGCAGUGAGGGCAGCUGGGAGCCACAUGUGAUCCCACGGCUGCCCUGGGCUCGCUCUCUCCAGUGCACAUGCGUGCGUGUCCAUCACACGGGACACCCACAGGCUUGCAUGAGCACACCAGAUGCGUGCACACGCCCCACGUGUAACCGCACGUGACCCGCAUGCCGCACGUGACCACCCACCACACGCAUGUGCUCGUGGUGCACUGCACACACCACACACAGGCACACACGUGCAGUGCUCACGUCACCCAUGUACACUCAUGCACGUGUGCAUCACGUGUGUAUGCACACACGCUGGGGACACAGAAUGGGGGUGACGGCACCCUGUGGACGAGUGCUGCUCCUGGGCACACGCAGGGUGUCCCCCUGCCCUUCGUUCUCUGGCGGAGGGCCCUGGAGCAGCACCCCUCCCACCUGAGACCCGCCAUCUGCUCUUGGGUCGUCGUCUUACAAGGCAGAAGGGAAGGCAGUAAAGACAUAAUUUUCUGUUGCCUGGGCAGCAGUAUUGACCGUUUCCUUUUCCCUUUUCUCUUCUUUCUAAACUGCUUGUUAUGGACAUUUGCAAACAUACACAAAAGCAGAAGAGGAUGAUGAGCCCUGUUCCCACAGCCGGUUCUGGUAGUUUCCAUCUCAUGGCCCAUGUCCUGUGAGCUCUGUCCCUCUCUGGUUGUUUUGAUACAAAUCUCUGAUGUCCCACUCCUAUUUGAUAUGUAAGAUGUAAUUCUUGAGGAGACAGGGAUUGCGGCCUCCAGAUCUCAGAGAUUCUGUGCUAUUCGGUAAUCAAUCCUGUUUUUAAAAAGUUGUAAUAUUUAGAAAUGGGAAGAUUAAACUGGGGUCUAGUAUAAGAGGACACACAUCUUCAGGAUUCUUAAGGAUUGGAAGAACCAGUGUUGUUAAAACGUCCAUGCUACCCAAAGCACCAUGGAGAUUCUGUGCAAUCCCUGUCCGGAUUCUAACGACAUUUAUCUGUACGGCUGGAACAAGUCCCAACAUUUGUGUGGAACCACAAAAGACUCUGAAAAUUGAAAGCAGUCGUGAGAAAGCACAAAGCUGGAGGCAUCGAGCUCCUUGAUUUUAAACUACGUCACACAGUUCUAGUGAUCGAAACAGCAUGGUACUGGCACAAGAACAGACACAUAACUUGGCGGAACAGGAUGGGAUCCAGAAAUAAACCCACACCUACGUGACCAAUUAAUUCACGACAAGGGAGCAAGAACACACAAUGGGGAAAGGACAGUCUCUUCCACAAAUGGUGUUGCAAGAACUGGACAGCAGCAUUGAAGAAUGACACUGGGCCACUGUCCUCCACCGUGCACAAACAUAAUGGAUGUCAGAAUGGAUGAAAGUCUUAAAUCUAAGACCCCAGGCAGUAAGCACCUUGUCAUCAGUCUUGGCGACGAGUUUUUGGACCUGACACCAAAAGCAAAGACAGCAAAAACAACAGUGAACAGGUGGGACCAUAUCAAACUAAAAAGCUUCCGCUCAGCAAAGGAAACCAUCCACAGAGUGAAAAGGCAGCCUACAGGGGAUAUAAUACUUGGAAAUCACAUGUCUGAUAAAAGGCUAAUUUCCAAAAUAUAUAAAGAACUUCUACGACUUGAAAGCAAAAAACCCCAAUCUGAUUGAAAUAUGGGCAGAGAUACCUUUCCAAAGAAGACAAAUAGGUAGCCAACAGGUACGUGAGGAGGUGCUCAGUGUCACCGACCAUCGGGGAAAUGCAAACCACAAGGAGGUGCCACCUGACACCUGUCAGAAUGGCUGGGAUCCAACACACAAGAAACAGCAGGUGCUGGCGAGGAUGCAGAGAGAGGGGAACCUCUUGCACUGCUGGUGGGAGUGCAAACUGGUGCAGCCGCUCUGCCAAAACCAGUGUGGGGGUCCCCAAAAAGUUAAAAAUGAAAUUACCUUAUGAUCCAGCCAUCCAGCUUUUGGGUAUUUAUCUGUAGAAAAUGAGAACACUUAAUUCAAAAAAAUAUCUGCACCCUCUGUUUGUUGCAGCAUUAUUCGCGGUAGCGAAGACCUGGAAACAAGCUAAGUGUCUGUUGACGGAUGAGUGGGUAAAGAAGAUGUGGUGUGUAUACGACGGAAUGUUAUUCAGCCAUGAGAAAGAAAGAGAUCUUCCCACACGGGUGGAUGUCAUGGGCGUUCUGCUAAGUGAAAGAAGUCAUAAAGACAAAUACUGUAUGGUCUUACUUGUAUGUGGAAUCUAAAACCAGAAUAAACUUAAAGGUGCGGAACAGAUUGGUGGUUGACAGGGUGGGGGUGGGGGUGGGAAAAAAAGGGUAAAAGGCGGAAAAUGUUUUAAAAAUUUGAACAUAUGGAAAAGCAUUCCACACUUUUGGCAAGGAGUCUCCACACCAAAAGUCAUCGGUCCCCCUAAAGUUAGUCCAUAAAUUUAAUUAAUCCCAAUAGAACUUGGAGUAGGAUUCUAGACGAGUUAAUCCAGAAGCGAGCAGUGAGUAAAACUAGUCAUGAAAAUGUUGAUGGGGGUUGCUAGAGAUUAAAAAUCUAUAGUGAUUAAAGCUGUGCAGUAGUAGUAAAUGCACACAGAGGUAGAUCAAAGAAAUGUCCACCAAUAGACUAAAGAACACCUAGGAAUUUGGGGCGCCUGGGUGGCUCAGUCGGUUAAGCGUCUGACUUCAGGUCAGGUCAUGAUCUCAUGGUUCCCCAGUUUGGGCUGUGUGUUGACGGCGUGGAGCCUGCUUGGGAUUCUCCCUCUCUCUCUGGCCUUCCCCCCCCUCCCCUGCUUGUAUGUGCACACUCUCUCUCAAAAGUAAAUAAAGCAUUAAAAAGAAAGAACGUAUAGGAAUUUGAUUGUUUUAUAAGGUUAACAUUAAAGAUUUUUGAAUUUUGAA